This is a messenger RNA of Saccoglossus kowalevskii, 1207 nucleotides long. RefSeq lists its product as uncharacterized. Lineage: Eukaryota; Metazoa; Hemichordata; Enteropneusta; Harrimaniidae. The record is from RefSeq and is a predicted model, not a curated record.
AUGCCUACCAACGUUGUUGUAAUAACACUGGCGACGCUGGUGCUGAGUGUCAACGCGCAGUACAUGAGGGAAGCGAUGACAGGUGCGUGCGCAAUGGCAAGGUCAUUUACAAGUAAUGUAAACAACAUCAAGGAGUUUGUUCAAUAUUUUGACGAAAGUAUGUCGGUCGCUACAAUACAUUAUAUGGCUAAUCCCGCUCCAGACUCAUUAUUAGAGUUGAAAAGUAUUAGUCGCUCACUUGGCGAUUUAGUCAACAAUCCAACGUCGCCGAAAGCAUGGCAACAGAUACAACGCUCGUUGCAGUCAGUUGUUGGCAAACAGGUACUCGCAUAUUCCGUUCUUGGUAUUAGUGUGGUUUAUCUUGUCGAUACUAUCUGCUGGAGAAACGAAAUAGAAGCACUGCUGCAGGAUACCGCUCAUCGCGAGUUUCGAGAACGGCUGGAACGCAUUCAACAACACUGGGAUCGUGAAAAAGUGCUCAUCACAGAAUUUAAAAGAAGAAUUGGUGAAGGGAAUUUCGAGUUCAAGCCAUCUGACGCACUCCUUCUUGGAAAGAUCGAGGCUCUCAUGAACAAAGCGAGGGCGCUGUUGUAUGAAAUUAGGAAAGAAAUACCAAGAGUGAAAAGCAAGUAUGCAGCAUCCAGUACUUAUGCAUUGGCAUCACUUGGAGUGGGUAGUGGCGUAGGAGCUGUAGGAUGGGCUAUUUUCGGUGGUUCACUUCCAGUAAUUGGAGGAGUGAUAGCGGCAGCCGUUGGAGCAAUAUAUAAUGUAGGAAAUAUAGGCGAUGAGAACAGGUAUAUCCGUGAUCUUGAACGCAUGGAGAGGGAUGUCACAAGACUCUAUGAAGACAUCCAGUCUGAUCACGACGAGUUAAAAUCUGUAAUGGAAGUAAUGAAGAAAUGGACUUAUGAUGUGAAGAAAUUGCACAAAGAAGUAGAGCAAUUCCAGAAUGAUCUGAAAGCGUUUCAAAGUGAUGUCAGCCAAUUUCAUAAAGAGGUACGAGAAUUUCGCGCAGAAGUUCAACAAUUCUGGAGCCACGUCAGACUCGGAAUUUUGAUCACGUUUCUUUUGAUUUGCCUUAAAUACGCUUACAAGCCUGCAGUGGAUAUGGGUCAACGAUUACUCAUGCUAAUCUACGUUUAUGUGCAGGGAUAUCAUGGCUCCUAUGCACACUCCAUAUUGUAAUAUAAAUAUUAGUAGUUCAAGG